AUUGUGAAGCUGAGGCUCUCAGUUUCCACUACAGGAGUACAUGGAUGUGUGAACUCGGCGCGCUGGGACAGCUCUGUUUUAUUCUUUUCUUUUUUAAUCCCCGUUGAAGUGACUUCUUUAUUUCCUUUGAUUUUAUUUUGCUUAUGGUGUGAAGAUGCUUCUAUUGUUUGAUGCACUUCUGUGUUUUUGAAACUCUCCGUUGCAGCGUCUCAAAUCUCAGCUCGAGUAUCCCUUUCCAAAGUUUUGAAGUUGUUGUUCGCAUUUUGAGGAAAAAAAAAAGUUUGUUUUUCGAAUCCGGGCCAUCAUGGCGAGGGGUGCACGGGACGUGUUGGAGGUGCGCGACCGUCCGCUUCCCCAGCGCACCCGUAGGAUUAGCUGGGGAGCGAGUGGCUGUUGGAGCGCUGCGCUUUACCUCGCACUGCUCUGCUGCUGUGCCUUCUGCGACGCCGACUCGGAGUUUUCCAUCUUGGAAGAGGCACAAGUUUUGGCGAAUCAAAUGAAGAAACUAGCGGCCGAGGAACUCGGCGUUUUCAACAUGCAGAGAAUAUUCAACUCCUUUGUGUACACUGAGAAAAAUUCCAAUGGGGAGACAGAAGUUCAGCAGCUGGCUAAAAAAAUCAGGGAAAAAUUUAACCGCUACCUUGAUGUGGUGAACCGUAACAAGCAGGUAGUAGAGGCAUCCUACACAGCCCACCUGACGUCCCCGUUGACUGCCAUCCAGGACUGCUGCACUAUCCCCCCCUCCAUGAUGGAAUUUGAUGGCAACUUCAACACGAAUGUUUCAAAAACUGUCAGCUGCGACAGACUGUCAACCACAGUGAACAGCCGGGCAUUUAAUCCAGGAAGGGACCUCAACUCAGUGCUUGCUGACAAUCUCAAAUCAAAUCCUGGGAUUAAGUGGCAGUAUUUCAGCUCAGAAGAAGGCAUCUUCACAGUAUUUCCUGCUCACAAGUUUCGUUGUAAAGGCACCUAUGAGCACCGCAGCAGGCCAGUAUAUGUAUCUGCAGUAAGGCCUCAGUCCAAGUAUAUUGUUGUUAUUGUCGACCACGGUAGUUCGGCCAGUGAAAAUCAGCUUCAGAUUGCUAAAGAUGCUGCCCAUGUCAUUCUGAAUGCUAUUGAUGAACAUGACAAAAUUUCCCUGUUGGCUGUAGCGGACACUGUGCGGACUUGCUCCUUAGACCAGUGUUACAAAACAUACCUCUCUCCAGCCACCAGCGAGACUAAACGCAAGAUGUCCACCUUUGUAAACAGCAUUAAAUCUUCUGACAGUCCCACUCAGCAUGCUGUUGGUUUCCAGAAGGCUUUUCAGCUCAUCAGGAACACGAACAAUGGGACUAGGCUUCAGUCAAAUAUUGACAUGGUGAUAGUGUACCUUUCAUCCGGUAGCACAUCACGGGACUCCUCAGAACAAGACAAGAAAGUGACACUAGAUGUCAUCAGUGAGGAGAAUGGCUAUUUGAACAACUCCGUCAUGAUUCUUACCUAUGCACUGAUGAAUGAGGGAGUAACUGGGUUAAAAGAACUGGCCUUCUUGAGGGACUUGGCUGAGCAGAACUCUGCAAAAUAUGGUGUCCCUGACCGCACUUCUUUACCAGUGGUCAAGGGCAGCAUGAUGGUCCUGAACCAGUUAAGCAACUUGGAAACAACGGUUGGCCGUUUCUAUAUCAACUUGCCAAACAGAAUGAUUGACGUGGCCGUGUUCAGCCUGCCUUAUACUGAUGAGAUGGGAGAGGGCCUCAUAAUGACAGUCAGUCGACCAUGUUACUUUGGCAAUUUGCUUCUUGGAAUUGUGGGAGUUGAUGUCAACUUGGCCUAUAUUCUUGAAGAUGUAACGUACUACCAAGACUCCCUGGCAUCCUAUACUUUUCUGAUUGAUAACAAAGGUUAUACUUUAAUGCAUCCCUCGCUCACAAGGCCUUACCUUUUGACUGAACCCCCUCUCCACACAGAUAUAAUCCACUAUGAGAAUAUACCUGGGUUUGAACUGGUGCGGCAGAAUAUCAUCAGCCUUCCCUUGGGCAGUCAGAUCAUUGCUGUACCAGUUAACUCAUCGCUUUCAUGGCACCUCAACAGACUAAGAGACACAAGCAAAGAUGCUUAUAACGUCAGCUAUGCCUGGAAACUGGUUCAAGACACAUCUUUCAUUCUGUGUAUUGUGGUAGUACAGCCAGAAAUACCUGUGAAACACCUUAAAAAUCUCAACACAGUGCCAAGCAGCAAGUUGCUUUACCAUCGUCUGGAUCUGCUGGGUCAGCCCAGUGCAUGCUUGCAUUUUAAACAACUGGCGACUGUGGAGUCCCCCACAGUCAUGUUGUCUGCAGGGAGUUUCUCUUCACCAUAUGAGCACCUCAGCCAGCCUGAAACAAAGCGCAUGGUGGAGCACUACACAGCAUAUCUCAGUGACAACACACGUCUCAUUGCUAAUCCUGGACUCAAGUCUUCAGUAAGAAACGAAGUAAUGGCUACCAGUCACGUAAUCGAUGAAUGGAUGACUCAAAUGGAAAUGAGCAGCCUGAACAGCUACAUUGUACGUCGUUACAUAGCAACACCCAAUGGGGUGCUGAGGAUUUAUCCUGGGUCUCUCAUGGACAAAGCAUUUGAUCCUACAAGAAGACAAUGGUACCUACAUGCUGUUGCCAAUCCAGGCCUCAUUACCUUCACGGGCCCCUACCUAGAUGUAGGGGGAGCAGGAUAUGUUGUCACCAUUAGUCAUACUAUUCAUGCAUCCAGCUCCCAGAUGUCCUCAGGUUUUGCUGUUGCUGUGAUGGGCAUUGACUUUACCCUCCGUUAUUUCUACAAAGUUCUUUUGGACUUGCUCCCAGUCUGCCAUCAGGACAGAGGAAAUAAGAUAAGGUGUUUUAUUAUGGAGGAUCGGGGAUACUUGGUGGCUCACCCAACCCUUAUUGACCCCAAAGGUCAUGCACCAGUAGAGCAGCAGCAUAUAACACACAAGGAGCCUUUGGUUGCAAAUGACAUCCUUAACCAUCCAAACUUCGUCAAAAAGAAACUGUGCAACAGCUUCAGUGACAGAACUGUGCAGCGUUUCUACAAGUUUAACACCAGCAUCACUGGAGACCUUACUAACUUGGUUCAUGGAAGUCACUGCUCUAAAUAUCGUCUGACCAGAAUCCCUGGCACUAAUGCUUUUGCUGGGAUAGUGAAUGAGACUUGUGAUUCCCUAGCAUUUUGUGCCUGCAGUAUGGUGGAUAGGCUGUGCCUUAAUUGCCACAGAAUGGAGCAAAAUGAAUGCGAGUGUCCGUGUGAGUGUCCACUGGAAGUGAAUGAAUGUACAGGCAACCUUACCAACGCAGAGAACCGGAAUCCUAGCUGUGAAGUUCAUCAGGAGCCUUUGGUGCUAACAGUCAUUGAUCCAAGCCUACAGGACACCUUGCCUCAGUGCAUCAACACCAGAUGUAACCAGAGAUUCAUUAGCGGGGACUGUUUUGGAGUUCUGGACUGUGAGUGGUGCAUGGUGGACAGUGACAGUAAGACACAUCUCGACAAGCCUUACUGUGCUCUUCAAAAAGAGUGUUUUGGUGGAAUUGUGGGAGCAAAGAGCCCAUACGUGGAUGACAUGGGUAUGUUAGGCGAUGAAGUGAUAACUCUGAACAUGAUUAAAAGUGCCCCAGUUGGACCAGUCGCAGGUGGAAUUAUGGGCUGUAUAAUGGUUCUGGUUCUUGCAGUCUAUGCAUACAGGCAUCAAAUCCAUCGCAGAAGCCAUCAGCACAUGUCCCCACUUGCUGCUCAAGAAAUAUCUGUGAGAAUGUCAAACUUGGAUAAUGAGCGUGAUGAGAGAGAUGAUGACAGCCAUGAAGACCGCGGAAUCAUCAGCAACACCAGAUUCAUAGCAGCCGUGAUAGAGAGACACACACACAGUCCAGAGCGCAGGAGGCGUUACUGGGGAAGAUCUGGAACGGAAAGUGAUCAUGGCUAUAGCACGAUGAGCCCCCAGGAGGACAGUGAAAACCCACCCUGCAACAACGACCCUCUGUCUGCAGGGGUAGAUGUUGGAAACCAUGAUGAAGACUUGGAUCUAGACACGCCGCCUCAGACAGCCGCUUUGCUGAGCCACAAGUUCCAUCCUUACCGGCACCCGCACCAUCACCCGUUGCAUCACAGCCAUCACCUGCAGGCAGCCGUGACGGUGCACACCGUUGAUGCAGAGUGCUGAAGCCCUCCACUCAUCCCGAAACUGGAGGAACAUUGACUUGAGACAUUGAACGAUGGCUCACGACACAAGGAGCUUAAGCACUGAAUUUCCUUUGACCACCGAGCAGAUGUCCGUCUUGAGGUGCACCAUAAGCCGCCUCCUCCUCUUCUGCGCUUGUGUGUGUGAGCCUUCAGAUCCAGGGCCUGGCCAAACGUACUGAAGUGUCUUAUCUGAAGCAACAACGGUGAGGGACUGAUCUGGACGUGGAAAAAAAAACAAUGCAUCUCAGUUUUUCUUUUUUUAAUAAAAAAAUUAUUUUUCUACUAUUUAUUUAACUAAAUCGAAAUAAUUUUAGCAAAUACAUUUGGACUGGGAUUUUUUUUUAAAUACAAACAAUCUUGCCAUUAUGGAUUUGCAUUUCUUUUCGCAAACAGGACUGAAUAACGCACAAAGAUGGAAGUGGACCAGAACGGGCAGUCGCUGGGCAGCAUUGUAUUCCAUCGUGUUAUGAAGUUCUUGUAAACUUUUCUGAUUAUGUGGUACAUUUUAUUAUUGCGCCAGCCGAGAUUUUUUUUUUUUUUUUUUGUUUGAUAAGACUGAAGAAGAAAAAUAAAAUAUAUAUUCUUGGUAAAGAAAAAAAAAAAAAAAAAGAGACCAUGACUAGAGGACCGACGGCACACUUUCAUUGGGAAAACCUGUGACUUUUCAGAAAAAAAAUUUUUUUAUCAACCGUGGUUUUGCUGCUGCUUUAAAAUGCCGGAGAAAUGGAAGAUUUUAAUGGGACUUGUGUCACUGGACUUGGCUCACAUAACAGAGUUUAACAAAAGGAACAUGUGUGGGAUAUGUGCCGAGUGUAACAUUUGAUGUUUUUACGUACAUCGGGCGGGCGGGUGCUGAUGAAUGAAGCCUUGCGUCCAGAACCCCUGGAACAUUUCAUUCUUUCAGCCACUGACUGCAUUGUUUGGGUCUUGGGGUUUAGACACACAUGGCAUCCCCAUGACUGAUGUAUAUAGCUUGUUCAAGAAUCGCGUUACGUAAACCGUGGUGUUCUGCAGCAGAAUCCCAACCUCUCUUUUGAAGGAUGUGUGUUUAUGAUGAGGGUAAUCUUCAAGAAGUCCAAUCGACCUCCAUACUGUACCCUUUUCCUUUCUUUUACCCCAUUAGAUGUUAUUCAUGAUUGAUUAUAAUAUUUAACUGUAGACAUAAGUGCCAUUAGUUGGGUUUAUUAAUAUAAACCAUUCCACUUAUGGAUUUAAUUUUAUGGUUCUUUUAGCUCACCGAGUUUUAUUGGACAAAUGGAUACCCGUUCUCCUUCAGCAUUUGUAUCACAUGAACUGGGUACAUCAUUUCAGAUCUUCGUGGUCCCCGUAUUCUUAUCUAUCAACAUUAUUUUUUACUUUUUUUUUAUACCAGGAAUGUGAUAUUGUUGUUAGUAAUACAUACAACUGACUCUUCUAAACUUUCAAUUUGCAGCCAUAAUAGUUGGUGGGGAAAAAAACCAGGAGCCCAUGUUGAGUACCAGCCAGGUAAGAGACGGAGCCUUAAAGUGCCGGUGAUGUGAGGAAGAGCAGAGCGAGCCUGCGGGGUUCAGUGGGUGGCCGAGUGUUUGAAUUACUCCUGCGUGUUCAGUCAGAUUCACCAGUUGGAUGUUUUCCUCAAUUUUUGUGUUAUUCAAAAUGCAAAGAACCUUAAAUCUGAAUCAGUGAAUUAAUAAGAGGGUGGACUCUUUAGGUGCCUCCCCCCCCACCAUGGCAGAGUAAGUUCACAGAAAGUGGGAGCCUCAAAGAAGGACAAAAAAAUUAAAAGUCGUCUUGUCCUUUUUUUAAUUUUUUUUAUAUACUCCCUCUGUUCUCGUUUACCCCAUCCUGGAUUGCAAGUGGGCAUUUGUUUGUGUUGCCUCUGUGCGUUAUAAUUUAUUGUUAUUUACACACUGUACUGUAUAUAAAUAUGUAUCCAGUAACCUUGCGUUUUAUCCCUACACCCCCCCCCCCCCCCCAUGAAGUUAAUGUCCUUUGUGUUCUCCUAGUACAACUGCUAUACUCUUUGUAAUUUUACAGUUUGCCUAACUGCUGAUCGUCCACUACAGUAUCUCACAUUAAAAAAGGUAUAAAGUUA
Messenger RNA from Erpetoichthys calabaricus (reedfish), 6265 nucleotides. RefSeq names its product cache domain containing 1 (gene cachd1). NCBI's taxonomy places the organism in Eukaryota, Metazoa, Chordata, Cladistia, Polypteriformes, Polypteridae. The transcript is spliced from 27 exons. The record is from RefSeq and is a predicted model, not a curated record. Gene Ontology annotation, cellular component: voltage-gated calcium channel complex. Bases 305 to 4171 code for a protein of 1288 amino acids. Gene Ontology annotation, molecular function: voltage-gated calcium channel activity.